AUUGCGACCAAGUUGAGUGAACGGACGGAGGAACUGUUGAAUAGGCUACAUCAACCUGUUUCCCAACGCAGUAACAGUGUCUAUUCAGCUGAGCUGCGUGGCAAUUUUCACGCUCAAUAGGAUAUAAAUUUACCUUUUACUACUUUUUUGCCCAAGCGUGGUUUCACUGUGGUUCGGUCUUCAUGAUUGCGCUGUGGAUUUCAGCUUCAGUCACUGAGGUGCAUCUCGGAACACAGCUCGUUUCCCUUUUUGAACCUCUAUUCUGCUCAACUCUUUACUGUCAAAAAUCGGAACCGCUUUUAAAGAUUUUCUCUAGCUUUACUGGAGACAGACGUUGUCCAUCCUUGCGCUUCUAAGACUUGUUACAAACUGUGCGUCGCUCCUCCGACUGGCUGCUGACAUGCAGUCUUUCAUAUCUCCGGUGACAAAGGCAAUUUUAGUGGCUUUGUUUAUUUUUGCUAUUUUGCUUAUUCUGUAUGUCAUACUGUGGUACAUAUGCCGAGAUGUGGAUUGUGAUCACGGCAUCUGAUGUUGGAGAUUCAUCGAGCAUCACUGAAACGGAAUAGAGUAGAUGGCUAUGGAGAAGUCAGGGUGACCCUGUUGUACAAUCCUGCCACACUUCACCAAUGGUCUAUGGGUCCAAUCAACUCGUCUAACGUGAACGAGAUGUGGUGGUUUCUUCAGUGUAUUUUGCCGGCCCUGAAACUCUACUUAAUUGGCGUGAAAGCUCUUCUUUACCAGCUCUUCAAUAAUCCCUUGGCCUUGCCAGUUUUGCCCGCACAAAAUGGAAAGGUGGCGAUAGUGACUGGGGGUGCCAGAGGGAUGGGAUAUGAGACGGUGAGGCAUUUGACGAGGCUCGGCAUGCACGUUAUCAUAGCCUCAAACCAUGACAAUGAGGGUUUGACUGCAGUGAAGAGGAUCUGUGAAGAAAGAAAUGAUGCACAGGUUGAGUUUGAGCACCUUGACCUUGCGUCCCUGAGGUCUGUCCGGCAGUUUGUCAAGAGGUUUAAGCACAGAGGACUUCCCCUGCAUGUCCUUGUCAACAAUGCAGCUGUUAUGCUGGUGCCUGAAACAAAAACAGAAGAGGGCUUUGAGCAACAUUUUGGCAUCAAUUACUUGGGCCACUUCCUGUUGACCAGCCUCCUCCUGGACACCCUGAAGCAGUCUGGGCAGCAUGACUCCUACUCUCGCAUCGUCACCAUCUCCUCCUCCGCACACCACAUGGGCCAGCUCAGCCUGAAGGAGGCCGAGAGAAGGCACAGCUACAGUCCCCAUGCUGCAUAUGCCCACAGCAAGCUGGCUCUUGUUCUUUUCACUUACCGCCUGCAGCAAGAGCUCACAGCAGGGGGAUUUCCAGUGACAGCCAACGUCGUGGACCCUGGGAUGGUGGACACAGCCUUGUACCGCCACUUAUGCAGCCCUGCGCAGCUCGCCAAGAAGCUGGUGGCAAGACUGCUAUUCUGGACCGCUGCCCAAGGAGCCUCCACGGCCAUCUUCGCAGCCACGGCCGCUGAACUGGAGGGGGUGGGCGGGUGCUACCUGCACAACGGGCGACGGGCCCGGUCAGCGGCCGCCUCCUACGACGAAGCUCUCCAGGCCCAUCUGUGGACUCAGAGCUGCCGGCUGGCGGGCCUCCUGCCGGAACCGUGCCGAGCAGACUGA
This is a messenger RNA of Alosa sapidissima (American shad), 1662 nucleotides long. RefSeq names its product dehydrogenase/reductase SDR family member on chromosome X-like. Lineage: Eukaryota; Metazoa; Chordata; Actinopteri; Clupeiformes; Clupeidae. The transcript has 8 exons. Bases 529 to 1662 code for a protein of 377 amino acids. The record is from RefSeq and is a predicted model, not a curated record.